Oikopleura dioica is the source of this 954-nucleotide messenger RNA. The record is from the annotation of a GenBank genome assembly. Lineage: Eukaryota; Metazoa; Chordata; Appendicularia; Copelata; Oikopleuridae.
AUGCAAGGCUACUUCAAAUUGAGCCGCCACUACAAAUUCGCUCUUUCAAAUAUCUUCAAAAAGUUUCCUGGCGCUCUUGGGACAAUCAUCGUCGAGGAUGAUCUUCUAGUUUCUCACGAUUUUAUCGAUUUCUUCCGAAAAUUCUCUCCGUUGCUAAAUGACCCCAAUGAAAACCUCUUCUGCCUUUCGACAUGGAAUGAUAAUGGAAAAGACGAUCAAAUUGAGCAAAAUCCAGCUCUAGUCUAUAGAACCGACUUUUUGGAGGUCUCGAUUUGGGAUGAAGAGUUCGCGUCAACCUGGCCAACUGCAUUCUGGGACGACUGGGUUAGAAAUGUCGAGCAACGAAAAGGCCGUCAGUGCAUUCACCCAGAAGUACCACGAACUUCGACGUUUGGAAAAGUUGGUGUCUCGAACGGUCAGUUCUUUGACCAGUACUUGGGGAAAAUCCACGAGUUCCAUGGCGACUUCAAUUGGAAUCAAUUCGAUUUGAAUUCCAUCAAACGAAGACAGUAUGAUGAGCAGUUCUUACGAAAAGUUGAAAAUGUCCCCGUUGCCUCAGUUUCAGAUUUUGAGAUGCUACAAGUUCCAGAAGUAAAAUUGAUUUACGAAACAAAGAAAGAAUUUGAAAAUAUUGCCAGAAAAAUUAGCGUUAUGCAGGACUUCAAGGCCGGUGUUCCUCGAAUGGGUUACUACGGGGUGGUCACUGCGCUUUAUAAGAACAAAAGAGACAAGAAGCCAAUCACGAAAGCUUCGUUCAAAGAAUUAUGUGGAUGGGGAGUAUUCAGGCCCUUAGAGGUAGAUGCUGCUGUUCUCAAAGGAAAGGUUGUUGUUCCAACCCACAUCGCUUCAUUUGGACUCUCUGCGAAGGUGAAGGGCCAACUACCCGUCAGCAUUGGCGAGCCACUGGUGAUCAAGCCCUCAGAAAAUAUUAAUGAUGAAUGGUACGUCGCAUAA